GUCUUCUAUAAAAGCCCGCAGCAACUACUCUCGUUCACGAUCUCGUUACUAACCGGGUUUAGUCAAGUGAAAGCAAAGCGAGUGCUAUCGAAGAACAAUGGUGACGAUUAAGGCUGUUAAAGCUAGGCAGAUCUUCGAUAGUCGUGGAAACCCUACUGUCGAAGCGGACGUUACACUUUCUGAUGGAACCCAAGCUAGGGCUGCUGUUCCGAGUGGUGCUUCGACAGGAUGCUAUGAAGCUCUGGAGUUAAGAGAUGGAGGGUCAAACUACCUCGGGAAAGGUGUCCUUAAGGCUGUGGAAAAUGUCAAUACAAUCAUAGGACCUGCUUUGAUUGGAAAGGAUCCAACUGAGCAGACCAAGAUUGAUAACUUCAUGGUACAAGAACUUGAUGGAACAGUUAAUGAGUGGGGUUGGUGCAAACAAAAGCUUGGCGCAAAUGCCAUCUUGGCAGUAUCACUUGCUGUCUGCAAAGCAGGAGCCCUUGUAAAGAAGAUCCCCCUUUACAAGCACAUUGCCAAUCUUGCCGGGAACAAAACCUUAGUGUUACCUGUGCCAGCCUUCAACGUCAUCAAUGGAGGUUCACAUGCAGGCAAUAAAUUGGCAAUGCAGGAGUUCAUGAUUCUCCCUGUUGGGGCAUCCUCUUUCAAGGAAGCUAUGAAAAUGGGUACAGAAGUAUACCAUCACUUGAAGGCUGUAAUUAAGAAAAAAUAUGGUCAAGAUGCUACUAACGUUGGUGAUGAGGGUGGCUUUGCUCCCAACAUUCAGGAAAACAGAGAGGGCCUUGAACUGCUGAAGACUGCUAUAGCAAAGGCUGGAUAUAGUGGCAAAGUUGUGAUUGGAAUGGAUGUUGCAGCUUCAGAAUUCUAUGGCAGCAAGGAUAAGACUUAUGAUUUGAAUUUCAAGGAAGAGAACAAUGAUGGAUCACAGAAAAUAUCAGGCGACAGCUUGAAGAAUGUUUACAAGUCUUUUGUGUCUGAUUACCCAAUUGUGUCUAUAGAAGACCCAUUUGAUCAGGAUGAUUGGGAGCACUAUGCCAAAUUGACAAGUGAAAUUGGCCAGCAUGUCCAGAUUGUUGGGGAUGACCUUCUUGUCACCAAUCCUAAGCGUGUGGAGAAGGCAAUCAAGGAGAAAGCAUGCAAUGCCCUUCUAUUGAAGGUGAAUCAAAUUGGUUCCGUCACUGAGAGCAUUGAAGCUGUGAAAAUGUCUAAACGUGCUGGCUGGGGUGUCAUGGCUAGCCAUCGAAGUGGUGAAACUGAGGAUACUUUCAUUGCAGACCUUUCAGUUGGUUUGGCUACGGGUCAGAUCAAGACAGGAGCUCCUUGCAGAUCAGAGCGUCUUGCUAAAUACAACCAGCUUCUUAGGAUUGAAGAAGAACUUGGGUCAGCAGCAAUCUAUGCUGGAGCAAAGUUCCGGGCACCAGUGGAACCUUACUAGUGUCCAACCGCAUGCACAAUCUGGCCAGAGUUAUUUGGUUUACAACUUUUUGAUGUCAAGAGGUGGAUUCUUUCAGUCGUGGAAGUUGCCUUCAUGGCUAGUUGGCUUAGCCUAUGAAGAGGAGAAAAUAAAUAGCAAUUUCUAGAGGGGGAUCCCUCAUUAUCUGUUUUGAAGGAUUAGUUCUCAUCUUCAGUCUUUGACUCUUUGGUAGCAAUGUGAUAAACUAUGUGAUUUCUGAACCAUUUUGCACCAUAAUUAAUAGGUGGUUUUUUUGGGCUUCA
This is a messenger RNA of Nelumbo nucifera (sacred lotus), 1716 nucleotides long. RefSeq names its product enolase-like. The record is from RefSeq and is a predicted model, not a curated record. Gene Ontology annotation, cellular component: phosphopyruvate hydratase complex. Lineage: Eukaryota; Viridiplantae; Streptophyta; Magnoliopsida; Proteales; Nelumbonaceae. Gene Ontology annotation, molecular function: magnesium ion binding; phosphopyruvate hydratase activity. Gene Ontology annotation, biological process: glycolytic process.